AUGGCUUCUGAUUUUUGUAGUUUGAAGGGCGACGUAGCUAAAGCCGGUACAUUGAGUGAAAAAAAGAAAAGAGGCUCGAUAUUCUUUCGAGUCAAAAAAAAAACCCAAAGUCAUCUUUUCCUCACAGAGUCUGCCCGGCGCUCGAACACCACACAAAUGAUAGCGAAGAUCCAAGACGGGACUCCGCCGUUCAAGUGCUUGAAACAUCGUCGGAACCGAAAGCUUGAAGUCCAAAUGCCAGGAUGGAAGCUACCUCAGCGAGAAAUAACGAGCAACCGGAUCAACGUCGUUCUUGAACAUGACGAAGAGAGCCGACAAGAAGAAGAUCUAUGGGAUAUGAUGCACACUCAGCAACGCUUCUUCACAGUGGUAACAUCAUUGCAUGCCGAUGAUGUUGGUUCGGGAAGGCGGGGUGACGUCCGAAAUAUUCGCAAGCGGGAAUUUGCCGUUGCAGGCUCAUUCUCGUCUUCGCGCCUGACUAUCACCCUCUACCACCCAUAUCUAAAGCCUGACAACGUCAAAGUUACAGGAUUUUCUCAGAAGAUUGCAGCGCACAUGCUAUUCAAAACUUGGAGUCAUAAAGCAAAGCUCACGCUCACAAAGAAGGGAACUGUUAUAGGAUCCUUCUUCGUUGCUAAUAGUGCUAUACUAUAUCUGCUGACAGUUCUUCAUGAGCUUCGCGAUUUGAAUGCAGAUCUACAAGGUUGGUCGGUCAAUGAACUCCGAGUCCUGUGA
Lentinula edodes (shiitake mushroom) is the source of this 735-nucleotide messenger RNA. RefSeq lists its product as uncharacterized. Lineage: Eukaryota; Fungi; Basidiomycota; Agaricomycetes; Agaricales; Omphalotaceae. Bases 1 to 735 code for a protein of 244 amino acids. The transcript has 10 exons. The record is from RefSeq and is a predicted model, not a curated record.